Cebus imitator (Panamanian white-faced capuchin) is the source of this 2264-nucleotide messenger RNA. RefSeq names its product lysozyme-like protein 6. The transcript is spliced from 4 exons. The coding region runs from base 1540 to 1986 and encodes 148 amino acids. The record is from RefSeq and is a predicted model, not a curated record. NCBI's taxonomy places the organism in Eukaryota, Metazoa, Chordata, Mammalia, Primates, Cebidae. Gene Ontology annotation, biological process: fusion of sperm to egg plasma membrane involved in single fertilization. Gene Ontology annotation, cellular component: sperm flagellum; acrosomal vesicle. Gene Ontology annotation, molecular function: lysozyme activity.
GAAAAUUAUUCAACCAUAGAAAGGAAUGAAGUAUCAUUAUGUGCUCCAACCUGAAUGAACCUUGAAAACAUUAUGCUAAGUGAAAGAAUCCAGAUACAAAAUGCCAUAUUUUAUGUAACUCCAUGUAUAUGAAAUGUCCAGAAUAGGCAAAUCCAUAGAGACAGAAAAUAGAUUAGUGGUUGCCAGGAGGGGGAUGAGCAGUGAUUGCUAAAUGGGUGCAGGGUUUUGUUUUGGAUUGAUGAAAAUAUUCUAAAAUCAAGUGAGCUAGUAGUUGCUCAACUCUGCAAAUAUACUGAAAACCACUGAAUUGCACACUUUAACUGAACUAAUUAUGUGACACAUGAAUGACAUAUCAAUAAAGCUUUUACCAAAAAAUAUUGUUCCAGAUCUGGCCAUUCCGUGUCCCUUUCAGCUAGCUCUUGGGUCCAUUUGACAUGCCUCAUUCUAUAUUUUGAGCAACGCUUUUUGCACUUCAUCUUAGGCAAAAGGCCGAAGAGUGAUUGAGCACUUUUUAAAUUUCUGGUACAACAAGAUGAUUCAGACAUCUCUUUCCUGCUCCAGCCUGGGAAUCAGCCAUAUUUCCUAGAGUCCCGAUUCCCUUUUAUGUGGAAUCUGAACCAAGAUCUGGGCAUUAUUUCAUUUAAUCAUCACAACAACACUACUAGGUAGGUAUUAGCCUAUCUUCAUUUUACAAAUGAGGCCCAGAAAGGUUGAGUAUGUUGCCCAAGGUCACAUAGCAGCCCAGGAUUUGAAAGCCCUUGCUGGGGCCCUUGCUGUUCAACACACAAACAGGCACACACACAAUGUGAAAGUGAAGGUAUGUCUACAGCCAGCCCACCAAGAAUUGUACCAGGCAAGGUAUGCCCUUGGGAAAAAUCAUGUGUCAUGUGUCUGGGAGAUGGGGUGGUGGGGAGAUUAACACCCAGUGUCCUGGCUCUCCUUCUAAAAGUACAUGCUCAGAUACACACACACACAAAUGCUGGUGAAGAUGGUCUUCAGUAAUCUCUUUUGCUAGCCUCACUCCCCAUCCUUAUACUCAAAUACUACCCAUAGCUGGGCGCCCGUAUAAGAGGACCUACAGAUGAAAUAAGAUUGGCCAGGUGUGGUGCUUCAUGCCUAUAAGCCCAGCAAUUUGGGAGGCUGAGAUGGGAAGACCACUUGAGGCCAGGAGUUCAAGACCAGCCUGGUCAACAUAGUGAGACUCCCCGUCUCUAAAAAAUAAAAAAUAAAAAAAAACAAAAACGAACAACAAAGAAAGAUUGGCCUUGGUUUCUAAAUGUUGAAGCUCAGAAGUGGGUAUAUGGAGGUUCAUGAUACUAUUCUCUCUUCUUUUGUAAAUGUUUAAUUUUCCAUGAUAAAAAAAAUCUAUAAAAUUCUAAACAAGAGAAAAGAGAUUGGAAACGCCAGGUUGGAGCAAUGAGUGAGUAAGGAAAUCUGGCUGCUGCCCCCAGAUUCCCCAGGCUCUCAGAGAAGAUCAGCAGAAAGUCUGCGAGACCCUAAGAACCAUCAGCCUUCAGCUGCAUCUCCUCCCCUCCGACGAUGACAAAGGUGCUACUCAUCUACGUGGUCAGCAGCUUCCUUGCCCUAAAUCAGGCCAGCCUCAUCAGUCGCUGUGACUUGGCCCAGGUGCUGCAGCAGGAGGACCUGGAUGGGUUUGAGGGCUACUCCCUGAGUCACUGGCUGUGCCUGGCUUUUGUGGAAAGCAAGUUCAACAUAUCAAAGAUCAAUGAAAAUGCAGAUGGCAGCUUUGACUAUGGCCUCUUCCAGAUCAACAGCCACUACUGGUGCAAUGAUCAUAAGAGUCACUCAGAAAACCUUUGCCAUGUGGACUGUCAAGAUCUGCUGAAUCCCAACCUUCUCGCAGGCAUCCACUGCGCAAAAAGGAUUGUGUCUGGAGCAGGAGGGAUGAACAACUGGGCAAAAUGGAGGUUGCACUGUUCAGGCCGGCCACUCUCCUACUGGAUGACAGGAUGCCACCUGGGAUGAAACAGCGUGAGGGUGCACCAUGAAGUCAUUCCAAGACUCCUGUCCUCACUCAGGGAUUCUUCAUUUCUUCUUCCUAUUGCCUCAACUUCAUGUCAUUUUCUUCCCUUCCCAUUUAGAAGUAAAACUGACCAGAGCCCCAAGAAUAAAUGGUUUUCUUGGCUUCCUCCUUGCUCCCAUCUGAACCCAGUCCCCUGGUUCCUGUCUGUCAUUUGCAAACUAAGAACCACAAUAAAGAAAUUUCUAUAGUUUUUGAAAUAUUAAAGCACUCACCCUGCAAA